This is a messenger RNA of Acipenser ruthenus (sterlet), 4691 nucleotides long. It is a transcript of the gene rtel1, whose product is annotated as regulator of telomere elongation helicase 1. The transcript is spliced from 34 exons. Gene Ontology annotation, cellular component: nucleus. The coding region runs from base 156 to 3812 and encodes 1218 amino acids. Gene Ontology annotation, molecular function: DNA helicase activity; DNA binding; hydrolase activity, acting on acid anhydrides, in phosphorus-containing anhydrides. Gene Ontology annotation, biological process: telomeric loop disassembly; DNA replication; negative regulation of DNA recombination. NCBI's taxonomy places the organism in Eukaryota, Metazoa, Chordata, Actinopteri, Acipenseriformes, Acipenseridae. The record is from RefSeq and is a predicted model, not a curated record.
ACCGUUUCCACAGCGCCCCUGCACCCAAGUAAAAAUGCAUCGAUGCGUUCUACGCCUGUACUGCGCCUGCGCGAAGAAAGUUGCGUGUGAGUCAGCGCGAACUGCAAAUGUGACCAGGAUAUAGAAACACAAACAGCACUACAGAAGGAAAAGAAAUGCCGACCAUCGAGCUCAAUGGCAUCACCGUGGACUUUCCGUUUACACCAUAUCCAUGCCAAGAAGAUUAUAUGUCCAAGGUGAUUACGUGUCUACAGAAUAGAGUAAAUGGGGUGCUUGAGAGCCCCACGGGCACGGGGAAGACCCUGUGUCUGCUGUGUUCCACGCUGGCCUGGAGAGAUCAUUUUAAAGACACCAUUUCUGCAAGGAAGAUAUCCGAGAAGAUGGGCGGGGCGGAGCUUUUUCCUGACAGACCGAUGUCCUCUUGGGGCAACUCUGCCACAGACGGAGAAACGUCAGCGUAUUACACAGAUAUCCCGAAGAUAAUCUAUGCCUCCAGGACACAUUCACAGCUUACGCAGGUCAUUAAUGAGCUAAAGAACACCUCUUACAGGCCUAAAAUGUGUGUGCUGGGAUCAAGAGAGCAGCUCUGUAUCAACCCUGAGGUGAUGAAACAGACGAGUAAUCACGUGAAGAUCCACUCGUGCAGAGCGAAGGUGACGUCUCGCUCCUGUGUAUACUAUAACAAUGUUGAAGACAAAAGCACAGAGAAAGAACUUGUGAACACAAUUUUGGAUGUGGAAGAUUUAGUGAAAAAUGGCAACAAGCACAGAGUUUGCCCAUACUAUUUGUCUCGGUCACUGAAGCAGCAAGCAGACGUUAUCUUUAUGCCCUAUAACUAUCUGCUAGAUCCAAAGAGUCGAAGAGCGCACAACAUUGAGCUGAAGGGAGCUGUGGUCAUUUUUGAUGAAGCCCACAAUGUGGAGAAGACGUGCGAGGAGUCUGCCUCGUUCGACCUGACUCCUUAUGACAUCGCAACAGCAAUCGAAGCUGUGAACCGAGUGCUUUCAGAACAGGCCAGGAAGGUCGGGCAGAGUGAUGAAGAGUUUCACAUGGAAGCGGCUGUCUCAGGACUGAAAAUGGAUGUCGUUGAUAUAGCUAAAAUCAAAAUGAUUCUUCUGGAUCUUGAAGCUGCCAUUGACUCAAUUGAUCUACCUGCAAAUGGCAAAGGAGUAACUAAACCAGGAAGCUUUAUAUUUGAGCUUUUUAAAAAGGCGCAGCUGACAUUUGAAACAAAAUCUAGUGUCCUGGAAGCUGUGGAGAUGAUAACUGGGUUUCUGGCAGGAAGCGAUGGCAUUUUUAUAAACACAUUGGGAUUACAAAAGCUCUCGGAUAUUAUUCAGAUUGUUUUCAGCAGUGAUCCACCAGAUGGCAAUAUUGCUCUUGCCCUGGAGCAGAACAUUGGAAAGCAUUAUAAGGUACAUAUCCAACCAGAUAACAGCAAUCAGAAAAAGAAACAGAAUACUGAUAUAUGGUCAGCAUCUGCAACAAAAAAGCAAGGGAAAGUAUUGAGUUACUGGUGCUUCUCCCCUGGAUUUAGCAUGAAUGAGCUGGUACGCCAAGGAGUACGAUCCAUCAUCCUGACAAGCGGAACCCUCUCCCCACUCUCCUCUUUCACAUCCGAAAUGCAGAUUGAGUUUCCUGUUACCCUGGAAAACCCCCAUGUGAUUGAUAAACAUCAGAUCUUUGUAGGAAUUGUCCCUAAAGGGCCAGAUGGGAUCCAGCUGAGUUCAGCGUUUGACAAAAGGUUUACACCUGAUUACAUGGCAUCUCUGGGAAAGACUGUCACUAAUGUUGGACGUGUGGUACCGCAUGGGUUAUUGGUUUUCUUUUCUUCCUACCCUGUCAUGGAUAAAACUAUUGAGUACUGGAAGGAUAAUGGGCACAGUAGCCGAAUAGAAGACAUAAAGCCCAUGUUUGUGGAACCAAGAAAUAAAGGAGCCUUCACAGAGGUUAUGGACGGUUAUUAUGCAAAGGUCAGUGAUCCAAAAACAAAUGGAGCAAGCUUCUUUGCAGUGUGCAGAGGAAAGGCUAGUGAAGGGCUGGAUUUCUCAGACACAAAUGGCAGGGCGGUCAUCAUCACAGGUCUACCGUUUCCCCCUAGAAUGGACCCCAAAGUUAUUUUAAAGAUGCAGUUUCUGGAUGAAAUGCGAAGGAAAGCAACUGGUGGAGUAAAGUUUUUAUCAGGGCAGGAAUGGUACAGACAACAGGCCUCUCGAGCUGUGAAUCAGGCCAUAGGCAGAGUCAUCAGGCAUCGACAGGAUUUUGGAGCAAUAUUUCUCUGUGAUCACAGGUUUAUGAAUACCGAUGCUAGAGCACAGCUGCCAUCGUGGGUCCGUCCCUUUGUAAAAGUGUAUGACAACUUUGGGCACAUAAUCCGUGAUGUGUCCCAAUUUUUCAGAGUUGCUCAGAAAAUCAUGCCACCCCUCAAGAGCAAGUUUUCAGCCAACUGUGGUGCAGUUUGUUCAGCUGAAGAUGCAUCCAGUGGCUGCUCGUCGUCUGGUGGCUCAUUCUCAUCUGGUGGGAAUUCUUUUGUGAGGAAAGCCAAGAUGUUGGAUUCCCACGUGCCAAGUCUUAAAAAAAGACGGCUAGAUGGUGGUUUGCACUCCGACGGGGAUGGCAUGGCAAGUCUUUGUAUCGAGUAUGAAACUGAUAUGGAUUCGGUGCGAAGGAAGCCAGUGGGUCUGCUGGAUGCUCUGGAGCACAAUGAUAAAAAGCCAGGGCAAGAGACGGAAAAACUUGUAGGGGAAGAAAAGGCUGGGCGUCUGUCAACAUUGUCUCUGCAACAUGACAAGCGCAUGGAGGAUGAGCAGCGGGGAAGCAGAAAGAAAAUUAAACUGGUCCAUGAUUGGAAGAAGAAUGAAGUGCCAGCCUCUGAGCAGACCAAAGCUGAAAAGGCCAAGCUUUUCAUGGCUGCAGUAAGGAAGUCGCUGAGUCAGGCGAAUUCUGAUCACUUCACACAGGCAAUGCAGAAAUACAAGAAAACUGAUGACUUUGAAGCCAUGCUGGCUGACCUGGCCUCUCUCUUCACUGGGGAUCCAAAUAAGCAUUGCUUAUUAAGAGAUUUUUAUCAGUUUGUUCGUCCGCAUCACAAAAAGCAGUUUGAUGAGGCCUGUUGUGAACUGACUGGGGAGGGAUGUGGCUAUAAACCUGAACACUCUUUGUCCAAGGAGGAGAAAGAGAAAUUAAUGCAAACAGCAGAAAAAAAGACAAAGACAGAGAUACCUACUGCCUCUGCGAAUACAUUCAUUUCUGCAGCGAGUUCAUCCUCGCAGUUAAACACAAGUCAGCAACUAAACAAGGGGGGCUCCCACCUCAACACUGAAAAGUUAACCAGAGUGGAAUCCCACUUGCCAGUUCAGUUGGUUUCCAAGGAGAAGAAUAUGUCUGCACCACAGAAGCUAUAUCUUGAAGUGUACCUUGAGGAUGUGAAAAGGGCAUUGGGGCCCACCAAGUACAAACAGUUCUACAAGGCAAUACAGACAUAUAAAAGGACAGAUAAUUACGACAACAUGGUUUCUGAAACUGUAGGGCUUUUCACAGAAAAACCAGAGGACUUUCAGUUACUAAGAAGGUUUUCCAUGUUUGUUCGUCCUUACCACAAGCAACAGUUUAUUCAGAUGUCUAAAGAGUUGACAGGAACAGUGGAGGAGACUCGACAGGAUCAACAGAAAGGAAAACCAUCUUGCCAAGAUGACAGCAGUGCACACCCUGGAACAAGCUGUGAUCAGUCAGUAGUUUCAAAGACAGGCGAAGCUGUCAAAGCACAAAGCAAGAUCUCGUCGUUCUUUUUGAAAGGUGACAACACUAAAUGAGGAUCUGAAAACCUGCUCACACAGAAUGGAACAAACAGCAUCCAAACACACAUCAGGAAUUAAGUGUCCUCUCCCUAGGGUGUCACUUCUGAACUGGAGAACAGUUACACUUGAAAAUAACUAUCUUGGCUAGUUGCUUUAAUAGGUCCCCAGAAAUGCAACACAUUAACAAACAGAAUAUACAUAAUGUUUACUGGUGACCACUUUCAGUCCCAUACAACACCACUCGUGAACACCAUGACUUUUAUUAUACACUUCUACCAUUGUUUUGAAGUAAUAUACAUCCACAUAUGCUAUUGGACAGUGCCUUAAAUUAUAUUAAGUGGUUCCCAAUCUACUGUAUAUCAGUAUUUUAGCCAAUCAGAUAUCUGCCCCCUAGUCACAGUACCUGUAACCUACUAUCACAGUACAGGGAAUAACCAAUGCCUGCACAAAUUUGAAUUCCAUUUAAAUGAGCGGUUCCUAAGGUAUCAGAAUUUAGACCCGCAGGCAGAACGUAUGCAUGUGAUGCACUCAAGAACUUGAAGGGCCCAUAACUAGUUUUAUCCCAACUGAUUGAGUAGCUCCCCUGCUGUAUACCGGGGGGGGGGGGGUAGGGGGUUGGGGGUGGCCAGCCCUGUCCUGGAGAGCCACAGGGUCUUCUGGUUUUCAUUCCACCUGCGUUCUCAAUCACUUCAUUGAACCAAUUAUUUUCUUAAUCGUUCAACACACACUUUUUCUCUAGGUAUUUAGCCUUUGGCCAUUGAUGAUACCCAGAAAUGUAUGUGAAUAUCCCUGUGGGUUAUGUAUGUAUACACCAGUGUGUACAGUUUUGUAAAGAAAAAAAAGUUUACCUUUUUUUGAAUUUUAUCUUUUAAUAAAAUCUUUUUUUGCUUAAAA